Pararge aegeria (speckled wood butterfly) is the source of this 3011-nucleotide messenger RNA. RefSeq names its product fragile X mental retardation syndrome-related protein 1 (gene Fmr1). Gene Ontology annotation, cellular component: neuronal cell body; membrane; axon. Bases 49 to 1818 code for a protein of 589 amino acids. Lineage: Eukaryota; Metazoa; Arthropoda; Insecta; Lepidoptera; Nymphalidae. The transcript has 14 exons. The record is from RefSeq and is a predicted model, not a curated record. Gene Ontology annotation, molecular function: protein homodimerization activity; translation regulator activity; mRNA 3'-UTR binding. Gene Ontology annotation, biological process: regulation of mRNA stability; regulation of dendrite morphogenesis; regulation of translation at postsynapse, modulating synaptic transmission.
CGAGCUUCAUUCUCCCUCUGAAAACGCCAAAUACGCUUUCAAACCAAAAUGGAGGAUUUGUCGGUCGAGGUGUACGGUGAAAAUGGUGCUUAUUAUAAGGCCAUUGUCACCGACGUGCUCGACAACGAGGUUCUCGUAGCCUUUGAAAAUGACUGGCAACCGGAAUCCAAGUUUCCGUUUUCGCAAGUGUUCUUACCACCUAAGGAUACUGGUAAACACACAGAGUUCGUGGACAACCAAGAGGUCGAAGUAUUUGCGAGGUCAAAUGACAAGGAAGCAUGUGGGUGGUGGACAGCAAAUAUCAAGAUGAUAAGGGGCGAGUUCCUCGUGAUCGAGUACCUGGAGUGGGACAACUGCUACACGGAGAUCGUGCCACAUGAUCGGCUGCGCUCCAAGACUGCCAAGACGCCCAUCGACAAGAACACCUUCCACAAGUUCGAGAUCGCCGUGCCCGAGGAACUUAAGGACUACGUCCGUGUGCUCCGCAGCGCCAAGGUGGACAACACGCACAAGGAGUUCCAGAAGGCCAUCGGCGCCGCGCUGGUGUGGUACGUGCCCGAGCGCGGCGUGCUGGCCGCCAUCUCGCGCUGCGAGACGUCGCAGAAGCGCGCGCAAAUGCUGCAGGAGAUGCACUUCAGAAAUUUAACGCAAAAGCAGCUACUACUUAAAAAGACUGAAGAGGCUGCGCGGCAGCUGGAGUGCACCAGAAUACUCCACCAGGGAGGCUACACGGACGAGUUCAGCGUGCGCGAGGACCUGAUGGGGCUGGCCAUCGGCACGCACGGCGCCAACAUCCAGCAGGCGCGUAAGGUGGCCGGCAUCACCAACAUCGAGCUGGAGGAGGUGUCCUGCACCUUCAAGAUUUGCGGAGAGUCGGGCGAGGCGGUGCGCGCGGCGCGCUCGCUGCUGGAGUACGCGGAGGAGUCCAUCAAGGUGCCGCGCGCGCUGGUGGGCAAGGUCAUCGGCAAGAACGGCAAGGUCAUCCAGGAGAUCGUCGACAAGAGCGGCGUCGUGCGCGUGAAAGUGGAAGGUGAUAAUGAGCCACAACCAUCAACGCCGCGCGAGGAAGGAAUGGUGCCCUUUGUGUUCGUGGGUACGCGGGAGAACAUCGCCAAUGCGAAAGUGCUCGUCGAAUACCACGUGGCGCAUCUCAAGGAGGUGGAGCAGCUGCGCGCGGACAAGCUGGAGAUCGACCAGCAGCUGCGCGUCAUGGUGGGCAGCGGCACGUCCGCCUUCGCGCCGCCGCGCGGGGCGCCCGCGCAGCGCGCCCGCCGCGCGCGCCCGCCGCAGCAGCGCUACCCGCCCGGCGCGCGUCGAACGACGCCCGAGUUAGGCGAAGAACGAGAGCGAGGCGAUGGCUCAUACCGCGGACGCGCGCGCCCUCCGCGACCCAACAGGUCGAGCGAGCGCCGCGGCGAGGAGAGGCGCGUCCCGCUGGAGAACGGCCGUGCGCACCCGCGCCCGCCGCGGGACGCGCGCGAGCCCCGGGAGAACCGCGACGCACGGGACGCGCGGGACACGCGGGACGCGCGGGACACGCGGGACGCGCGGGACACGCGGGAGAACAGGGACGCGAGCGGCCGGCGACGUGACGACAGACGAAGGCAAACUGAUGAUGAGAGCUCCGUACUCGACAGCCAGGAUGUGUCCAGCGCCGACAGAGGUGGCGGCUGGAAGAACGGCGCGGCCGCAGCCGCCGCGCCCGCCGCGGCCGCCGCGCCCGCCGCGCCCGCCGCGCCCGGCGAGGCGCGCGCCGCCAAGCCGCGCCGCGACGCGCCCAAGCCCAAGGCCGAGCCGCUGCUCAACGGCACGGCGUAGUCCGCCGCGCCGCCCCGCCGGCCCGAGCCCGCGCCGCGCCCAGCCGCCGGCGCCUACACUUACUCGUAUUAUGCUUUUGUAAGAUUUGUGAUUUGUAUUCCUGGUUAUUCGAUAUGAAAAUUACACUCGUGUACGUCGCUCCCCGGACGAGACCGCCGCCGAGCCGCGGGCCCGGGAGCCGGUCGUGUGCUUUCCCGUGAAAUAAACACUCCUGUACAUAUUUUGAAUCGUAUUUUAUUCGUAAGAAUACUCGCCGUCGCGCCCGCGGCGGACACGCGGGCGCGGACGUACAUCGGUGAGGCGAUACAUUCGAUUUAUAAAAAUACUAUGACUAGUCGGGACGUUACAAAUACGACGACUAAAUUAUGACUAAAAAUGUUAAAUUCUCGGAUGGGAGGUCUGGGGUACAUUUAUUGUGACACUCAGAAUUAAAAACAUUAACGAGAUAUCGAUUACAAAUUAUGUACCUACUCUAUAAGAUUUCACUUAGCCUAUACGAAAUUCGAGCUAAUACAGUUUAUAACUGCAGUCGGAAUGUAAACUCCGCUGGGCAGCGUUACUACAUUUAUUUACAAGGAGCGGUCGCCUCCGAGGCGACGCGCCGUCGCCGCGACCGAGCACACGGACUAGAACCCGUGGAUUCGCGACGCGGUCCACCGCACCUGCGUAUGCUGCGGCGACGCGCCCGGCGUCAUAUGUUCCUGCCGCGGCGCGCGCGGCCUGGCGCACAGUUCAGUCAUACGGUUAGGUGCCUUAAUGUUAAAUUGUAUCGGAAACAUCUAUCAAACAAUGUAUCAAGCGAAUCCACUAUUAGGUACGAAUUGUAAAUGCAACUAGUGUAUUUUGAUAUGUUUCUACGAAUACUUGAUUUUGUUUUAACAUUUUCAUCAUUGAUUAGAUUUACGUGAGUUCGAAUUUUGGACAAUUUUGUAGAACGUUCAUAGUUUGUAGGAACGGAAUACAUAUUUUAACAGCGAAAGUUCAUUUAUUCAAACUACAAUAAAGUUGACAGUGAUAAAUUACUGACGUUUUUUUCUUUUAACACGUUAUUUGUAACAAAAAAAGUAACAGUUGUGUUGUUUCUUUCUUUCUUUUUAAGUAGAAAUAUGUCGCCUUUAUUUAUUUCUCUUUACAUAAUAAAACCGUACUCUGAUUUGUUUAGAACUAUUAUAUCUAAUAAACUUUGGAACUGA